AUGGAGGGAGCAAGUGCGGCAAGUAUUGAGCCUCGUCCAACUGGCGCGAAACUGGGCUUCAUCGGGGUGGGCAACAUGGGCAGAGGCAUGGCCCUGAACCUGUCGCGGAAGGGCUUCGCGCUGUUGGUCUACGACGCGUGCCUGGCGCGGGUGGAGGAGACCUUCCCUCCGUCGCAGGUCGCGGCCGGCGGCCUGCGGCAGCUGGCCCAGGAGUGCGACCGCAUCAUCUUCUGUCUUCCGGACUACACCAUUCUGCAGCGGGUCCUGUUUGGCUCCUCCUCCGCUUCGUCGUCGUCGUCAGCCGAUGAAGGCGAUCGCGGCCUCGUAGCCUUUCUCAAGCCGGGGCAUGUGUUGGUGGACUGCGGUACUUCGCAUCCGGUGUGGACGCAGGAGACGGAGCGACGUCUGCGCGAAAUGGGCAUCACCUUCCUUGACGCCCCGGUGUCGGGCAUGGUGGCCAAGGCCGAAGCCGGCACCCUGUCCAUCAUGGUUGGUGGCGACCGAAGCGCGUUCGAGGUGGUCGAGCCGGCCUUGUGGGCCAUGGGCAAGGAGGUGACCUUCCUGGGCGCCUCAGGCAACGGCCAACUGACCAAAAUGUUGAACAACGUGCUCUUCAACGUGUCGAUCGCGGCCAUGGCCGAGAUACUGCCGGUCGCUACACGACUCGGGCUCGAUCCCCAGCAGUUCAGCGAAGUGGUGGGCAAGGGAAGUGGGCAGAGCUUCGGGUUCGACUCGUUCGCGGGCCUCGUGCUGGCCCGCAACUUUGAGGCGGGCAAGGGCGGCUAUCCGCUCGCCGCGGCGUUCAAGGACAUGCAGACCUUCGAGGAGCUCGUGCACGCCCGACUCCAGGCCGACCACCUGCCCUCCGUUGUCGCCGGCACCAUGCAAACCUACAAAGAGGCACCACCGCCCUGUCUCUGUUGUCUGCCUGUCGCGUCGUGUGCGCUGGACAAGGGCUAUGGGGCGGAGCACAAGGGCGCGAUGGUGAAGGUGUGGGAGGAGCGAUUCGGUGUGCAGGUGGCCGCCACGGCCGACGUGGCAGCCCAACCACCCAACACCAGCACUUACGCCUAA
Messenger RNA from Acanthamoeba castellanii str. Neff, 1074 nucleotides. RefSeq names its product 2hydroxy-3-oxopropionate reductase, putative. The record is from RefSeq and is a predicted model, not a curated record. Gene Ontology annotation, molecular function: NADP binding; NAD binding; oxidoreductase activity. The transcript has 7 exons. The coding region runs from base 1 to 1074 and encodes 357 amino acids. Lineage: Eukaryota; Discosea; Longamoebia; Acanthamoebidae.